This is a messenger RNA of Vollenhovia emeryi, 1873 nucleotides long. Its product is annotated as traB domain-containing protein. The record is from RefSeq and is a predicted model, not a curated record. NCBI's taxonomy places the organism in Eukaryota, Metazoa, Arthropoda, Insecta, Hymenoptera, Formicidae. Bases 470 to 1819 code for a protein of 449 amino acids. The transcript is spliced from 9 exons.
UGAAUUUUCAUGAAAAACGGAGAAUGAGAGACUCUCCUCCAGUAUUACCUGGAGACUUUAUCGACAGUGCUUGAAAAUGGGCGUAGCGGAGUAGUUUCAAAAAUAAAAGUGGGCGUAAAGCGCUGGAAACUGCUUAGCGAAAUGGUAACAAGUAAAACACCAGAGUGGCCGCUCUCAGGUUUCUCUCUGACUGUACUCUAUACGAGCUGACCCUGGAGCCCCUGGAGCUAUGCUUGCUGUCGUGCCACUCGACGAAUCGAUGAUUCCGCUCCGAUCCAUUUGACGUUUGCCUCGAUGCUCAUUUCUCCCAUACGUUACAUUCUCCCUCGAAUUUCCGCUUGCCACCUCUUCUGUUGUAGCGGCGCGACAACCUACUUCUGUGAGCGUGCCAGGAGUUUUCCACGGGGGUUAAGAAACAUGUUGCUGCAGCUCACAUCUGUUGCCUAAGAAGACGUACAACGGAAAACCAAUGGCGUCCGUAUCUAGUAAGGUUGAUCGUGUCGGUGGUGACCAACAGGAGAGCAAUCUGCUAUCGCCCGUAGAAGACCAGAGCUGUCUCUUGAUCGACGAGAGGGGCGAUCACGGUUCGUCGACUAAGCAAAACGCACAAGACGUCACGGCAGAGUUGAUUGCCAGAGAGUCCGGGCGCGAUGUAGCGCAGUCGGAUUCCCAAUCGGCGGCACAGUCUUCAGACAGCCGUGACAAUGACGACAAGAAGAGGAGAGAUAUGUGCGACAAAUUUGUUGUUGACAAAGAAAUUGGGUCUGAUGUAGAUUGCAAUGUACGAUUUAAAAAGAAAGGCAAAGUCAGAAACGUAGAGAGCGGGACGCCGAGAUUAAUGGAAUACGAUCCCACUAUCGAUGAAAGAUUACCGGAGACUGUGACGUUGUUGACCACGCCGGACGGAGGAAAGUUGUACUUAGUAGGAACGGCACAUUUCAGUGUUAAAAGUCAGAAUGACGUGUCAAAGAUUAUACAGGCUGUGCAGCCUCACAUAGUUGCGGUUGAACUAUGCAGGAACAGAGUUGGUAUAAUGCAGAUUGACGAGAAGGAAAUGUUUGAUUACGUUAAAAACAUUGAUUACCAAACCAUUAGGGCAAUCAUUAAGGAAGACGGACUGUACGAGGGUUUACUACACAUUUUAAUAAUGAGAAUGUCAGCUUACGUUACCAAGCAGCUCGGUAUGCCACCCGGUGGAGAAUUCCGGAUGGCAUUCAAGGAGGCAAAAAAUGUGCCAAAUUGUAUCGUCCAUCUGGCCGAUCGACCACUUUCCAUAACGAUGCAACGUGCGAUGCGCUUGCUAUCCUGGUGGCAGACCAUAAAGUUAGGAUAUCAGCUGUUAAUACUGAAAGAUCCCAUUACACAAGAAGAAGUCGAACUCUAUAAACAACGAUCGAUGAUGGACGAGAUGCUCGCCAGCAUAAAGGAGGAAUUUCCGGUGUUGGGAGAGGUAUUCGUGAAGGAGAGGGAUAUUUACUUGACGAAUUCUCUGCAGUUGGCCUGUCGGCCGCAUAGUACUUCUCCAUAUACCUUCGAACCAACGCGCGUCGUAGGAAUCGUCGGUGCAGGGCACACACCUGGCAUUAUCGAAAAUUGGGGAAAAGUCGAGCCUUCCGACAUACUUCCUCUCAUGAAAGUACCACCACCCCCGUUGACGGAUAAAAUUGUAAAACUGACCAUUAAGGCAUCUAUCCUUGUUGCUGUAAUUUACGUAGGCUACAAAAUUGUAGCGGUACCUACUGCGACCGCAUUCCAUUCUCUUAAGUCAUCGGUACAGGGACUUCUACAGUCCUUGGGCUUUUUUGGAUAUUUUUAUUGAUGCAUAAUUACGGUAAGCAUGGAAGCGAGUACUUCUAUCGAUGCGUACGAACAU